AAACAGAACACUUCUGCUAGUUUUCAUGAACAGACCGAAGCCGAAUCAGUAUUAGUCGAAACAUUAACUACUGAAAAUACUGAAGUUCCAGUUCCGAGUAUAAAUUUGUUUGACUCAAGUACGCCUGACUUAGAUUUAGGUGAUUUAAACACAGGCCCUAAGCAACCAAUAUUAAAGGUUUAUCCAAAAACUAAAUUUGGAUCUCAAAAUAGAUCAUUUUCUUCAACAUACUAUAAUGAUUUUAAUUGGAUAGAAUAUAGUAUUCAAAAAGAUGCUAUUUUUUGCUAUCCUUGUCGCAUAUUUGCUGUAACUUCUGGCCACAAUGAAGGAACUUUUACUAAAACCGGCUUUAAUAAUUGGAAAAAGUUAAGUGGAGCCAAAAAUGCUAAAACCAAAAAUUCUAGGAUUCAAAAACAUGCAUAUUCUGAACAUCAUUUAACUGCUAUAGUUAAAUGGAAUGAAUAUAAAAAAUCAUGUCAAUCUGAUAAUAGUAUUAUUUCCCAAUUAACAGCUGCUCAUACUGAACAAAUUAAACAAAAUAGAGAGUAUAUGAAAUGUAUAAUUGAUAUUGUUUUACUACUUGGCCACCAAGGCUCUGCUUUUCGAGGCCAUCGUGAGAAUGAUACUUCACAUAAUAAAGGUAAUUUCAAAGAAUUAUGUGAACUCAUGUCAAAGUAUUAUCCAGAAUUUAAAAAUAAAUAUUUUAACGAUGUGACAAACCACUCUAGUUGGUUAAUACAAAAUGAUCUGAUUAACUUUUGUGCUGAAAAUGUAAAAAGUACUAUCAUCAAAGAAAUACAAGAAAGUGGAAUGUUCAGUAUUUCUUGUGAUGAAGCUAGGUGUCACAAACAAGAACAACUAUCAAUUUGUAUUCGGUACCCAAAACAAUUGGAAGUACAAGAAAGAUUUUUGUGCUUUGUCGACGUUUCAAGAAGUCAAAAUGCUGAUGCAUUAGUUUCUGUAUUACUUAAUUUUAUCAAUUCAUCAAAUUUAGAUAAAGUACCAAUAAUAGGUCAAUCAUAUGAUGGAGCAAAUGUGAUGUCUGGGUCUAAGAAUGGUGUGCAAACAAAGCUAAGAGAAGCUCACCCUCAAGCUAAGAAUGCUAUCUAUGUGCACUGUAUGGCACAUAGAUUGAAUUUGGUGGUAGUUGACAUGUGUAAACAUUUAAAGGAUGCAAGGAACUUGUUUAAUGGGUUAGAAGCUCUUUAUGUUUAUUUUUCACGACCCUCUACAAAUUUUAAACUUUGUGAAAUGCAAAAAGAGCUAGGAUUAACUAAAAUUACUCUUUCCCAAUUAAGUGACACUCGAUGGGUCUGUAGAUUUAAGAGUUGUGAUACUCUUAUUAACAAUUAUAAUGCUAUUGUCAAUGUUUUAACUAAUGAAAUUGAUGAACAGGAGAGUAAAGAUGUCGCUCAAGCAAUUGGCGUUUUGACAACUAUAAAAAAUUUUAAAUUUAUUAUAUAUUUGUUUAUACUUCAUGAUGUUCUUAAAUUAAUAAAUAUAUUGAGUGUACAAUUACAAUCAAAACUGGCAACAUUAGGAAGUUCGGCAUGCUUAAUAAAUGGAGUUAAAGAAACUUUGAAAAAAAAUCGCACUCCAGAAUACUUUGCAGAAUUAUGGGAAAAAAUUAUUAAUUUUGCAGAGAAUAAUGAUAUUUCCAUCAAUAUUCCCAUAGGUUCUAAAAGACGUAGAACAGAAACAAAAACCCUCAAGGAUUACCAUGUUACUGUCACAACUGCGGCUGAGAACUCGUUAUACGAAGACGAUUCGUCAAAGAAAAAAUAUUGGGAAGAGCAUGCUAACUAUCCAAUAUUAGAUGCAAUUAUAGUUAGUUUGAAUAGUAGAUUUUCAGAGGAGAGUUUAAAAAUUUCAAUAGCAAUUGAUGAAUUAUUUAAAUUAAAUUUUCAAAAAUCAUCUUUUCUUAUUGAUUAUUAUAAGGAUACUUUUGAUAUCUAUUCUUCAAACUUAAAAUGUGAAAUAAAUGUAAUGAAAAACAUGAUGAAAGAAGUCAAUUUUGAAAAUAUCAAAAAACAUCUAAAUGAAGAAGUAUUUCCUAAUUUAUUUAAAAUUAUGCAAGUGGCAAUAACAUUACCAGUGAGCUCGGCCACUUGUGAAAGGUCCUUUUCAACUAUGAGAAGGAUCAACACAUAUGUCAGAGCUAACAUGACUCAGGGCCGAUUUACUAAUUUAGCAAUAUUGAAUAUCGAAAAAGAUAUUAUAGUAGAUACUGAAAUAAUAUUAAACACAUUUGCUAAAUCCAACCGACGAAUACAGCUCUAAAAAUGUAUUGGGCACAUUUUUUUAAAUAAAAAUUUGUUCUAUAAUUAUAUUAUUUUGUUGUUACUUGUUGCUCUAAAGCCAUACAUACAGUAUUAAUAAUUCCUAUUGUUUUCCUAAAAUUUAUGUGGUGUAUAAUGUAUAAUUAUAAAUAUAAUUUUGACAACUAUUAUAAGUAGAUGAAAUAGCACAUUUGAAAAAAAUAUUUAGUAAGUUUUAUUUUCAGUCAAUAUUGUAAUUAAGUAAGCAAUAUAAGAUAUACCUAUGUUGUACUAAAAAAAAUUUUUAGGUGUUAAAUACUUGUAUAAAUGCUUCAUUCAGUACCUAGGGCUUCAGCCCCCCCAAAUCUCAAACGCUAUUU
Myzus persicae (green peach aphid) is the source of this 2638-nucleotide messenger RNA. RefSeq names its product zinc finger MYM-type protein 1-like. The record is from RefSeq and is a predicted model, not a curated record. Bases 550 to 2280 code for a protein of 576 amino acids. The transcript has 9 exons. Gene Ontology annotation, molecular function: protein dimerization activity. NCBI's taxonomy places the organism in Eukaryota, Metazoa, Arthropoda, Insecta, Hemiptera, Aphididae.